AUGGAGUACAAUGGCGCGAAGCCUCCGAUGCCGCAGCUGCGGCUCCCGGCCGACUACGUGUACAACCCCCUCUACUUCGUGCGCGAUUCGAACGCUGUCUUCAAGGGCGGCAUGGGCGAGGACGAUGCUGUGGAGCCGCUACACGGUCUAUCGCACGCCGUGCUGCCUGCCACCACCUACCUGCACCGUCCACUGCAUUUCUCACUGUCGUCAUCGAACGCCACGCCGGUGCGCAGUCACGACAACCGGUCUCGCAGCAGGGAGAGCAGACCCACCCGCAGAUCGGGCGACUCGUCCCCUGCGGCAGCAUCCGCGCCACGACAGAGACGCUCGUCGUCGAUGGCAGCCGCACACGCGGCGCGGCGGAGACGUGGUCACGCGCUGACGCAGGAGGUGGCCGCAUGGCAGCGCCGCUCCGGUACAGCCUGCAUGGAGGAGUCUUCAGUGGCGGCACCGUCGCAGGAGGUUACCGUGGAUGCGACGCGUGCCGAUCUUAGCACCUCCAUACUUCGACCUACUCGUGCCACUCAACUGCGCGAAGACUACCUUCUCCAGUACAUCGAGGAGCGCGACGAGGCGGCGCAGAACAUCUUCUUUCGCCCGAGAGGGUGGCGACUGUCAGGGGCCGCGCUGAACAGCCCGUAUGGACAGCACUGCACUUCUUCGGCUUCCCCGUUGCGCAACGACGUCCUCACGCCAACGCGCCCAGAAAACAGCAGCGCGGCUUAUUCGCCAACGCCGCGAUUCACCAAAGCCGCGCAACUCCGGCAACAGUCCGCGGUUCAGCUGAUGGAGAAGUUGGAGAGGUGUGGGUUGGAGAAGGCAGCGGAGGAGGCCUUGACGCAUGUAGUCGCCGAGGCAAGCUCCCGCCGGGCAUUGAUGCGACUGAGGACCGGCGCUCAUUCGAACUCGUCCUCACGGUUCGUCGCAGUGCAGCGCAGCGGCGGUGCGCGCGAUGCGGGUGCUGCGAUGCGUUUCAACGGUAUGCACCCAUCGCAUCAUGGACCCCGCUGCCACCACACCUCCCGCACCGGAUCACCCGGUGGCGCUAUCAACGGCGCGGGCGACCGGAUAAGGGUGGCGACGAGGAGUGCUUCCACGCAUUCUGCUUCAAGAGAGGAGUGGCGGUCCGCCGCCUCGACCUCCUUCGAUGGCAGAGAGAAUACCCUGAACAAGCAGCAGCACGUCGCCGAAGGGACACACGCGCCAUGCAGAGGUCUCGUGCCGGAUGCCCCCGCGCCGCUGCCGAGCUCGAAGUACCGCCCUUGCGAAGCACGAAAGGAGGCACUCAAGGUUCCCCGCCGAGAGUUGAGUGCUGCGAAGCCCACUGAUGCGAUGGGGCUGCUACCUAAGCCUGCCUCACGCAACGGAGGCGAGCGCGUGCCAUCUCGCCACCAUCGUCGCCGCCGCUGCUUAUACGCGGCCCAGCGCGAUGCUGACAGCCUUUCACCUGUGGCUAUCCGCGACGUGCGCGGCCCUGCCCACCCCACCCCGUCGACAGCUGCGUUAGCUUCACCGCCAGCGGCUGUGCAUCGAGAGUGUGGGCAGCGUGGCAUCCAUACCCCACUGGCAGUCCGGGACACAGAAACAACGAUGGCAUCACGUGAGGAUGCUCCACUGGCGCAGCGUGCGACCUCGUCAAAGUCAUCGCAUCGGCGAGACAGUGACGACGCCUCGUCUUCCUCCGUGUCGUCCAUCAUGUUCACGGUGUUGUCUGCCCCUCAAGACGACACGACAGGCGCACACCCGCCGGAGGCUCGGCACGACUGGCAGCAGGUCGCUGCUCAGGGAAGUCGGAUGCGCGAAAAUGGUGACGACGCAGAUGACAGCUCACUGGAGUUUCAAAGCACUGGUCGAAGCGACUGCGAGCAUUCAGCGAGUCUCUUGGCAUGCUUGGCACCUGUGGCUGCUGUGCCGCCCUCUGCCGUGCGAGGUGCGGAGUUGUCUUCGUUUACGUCGCCAGAUUUCUCCCGCGUGCCUUCGCCAACGCAGGCGAGCGCAUCCGUCACGGGUGACGAGGCGCGGAUGUCCGCUGCCACCGCCGCCGUUCUUCAUGAACAAGAGACGACGACUUCUUGUGCCGAGAGUGAGGUCGAGAGGACACCGCACGCCGUCGGAGCGGACGCGUCUCCAGCACCGCGACGACCUCUCGAGCAAACGCUUCAGGGCACACGUGAAGAGCCCUCAGCAGGCUCGAGUGCAAGAUGCCUUGGGCGGCAGGGAGCUUGCCCGCCGCCAGUGGAUGCGUACCUGGCCCCGGCUCACGCACCUCAGACACCCUCUACUGAACGUUCGGGUGACGUGAGUCUGAGAUCGCUUUCCCAAGACUCCUAUCAUGCAGGUAGCUCUAUCUCUAGCAGGUCUGGCGACUUUGAGGUGCAACUGCGGAUUCAGAGCGAGUCGACCGACCGGAGUGCGCAGGCUGCCGCAACUACGCUUCCGCAGCGCGCGCGGAGCCAGGUGGGAGAGGGCGAUUUGGAGAAGGCGCCGAGCGACGCGGCGGAGGUGCGGCACGAGGGCUCCGCCUCCUCGACGCAAUCGUCGUUUGCGUCGAUCGCCUCCUACCAUACGGAGGUGCACGUGCACGUGCCUGCGGUGGUGAGUGAUGCCGCAGAUGAACCUCUGGAAGCGGCCACAUUACAGAAGGAGCUGCUAGCUUUCUACCGUAUCGCAAAGCCCUCGUCUGCAGCUGUCGAGUCGCGCCUCCACCGCCGCGCCGAGCAUGACUGGAGCCUCAAAUCGAACGUACACGCCUCAUCUCGCGAGGACGACGCCAGCAGAGCUGGCGAUGACAAGCAGGUGCUGCGUGGGCACGACGGCGCCGCUCCUCCAUCGCCUUCGUGGUUGUUGAACGCUUCGGAGGGCAUCAGCUCUGCACUGUACGGGUUCGUCCCCUCCACGGCAAGUGGCGAAAGCGAUGUCAGCAGGAGUGUGACGACCGACGCAUACACGGUGGUCGCCGGUGGCGGCGGCCGCGUGCUUCCUGCGUGGGGUUUUCCAGUGCCGCCCACAAACUGCACACACGUGGUAGCCGCAAAGGAGGCGCGUCAGCGGGCAGUCGUUGAGGCUGGCCUCAGCAAGCUGUGUACCGCCUCGGAGCAGCCCAGAAGCCUUCUCACCGGCCACAUCGCAGACAGCCGAAUGCAGCAAUUCACAGCAGCUGACGUGGACUCAAUGUCACGGUAUCAGCCGCGAAUGGAGGGGCCGGUGGUGCAGGAGGCGCUAGACUCGCCGCGCCAGCCUAGCAUGCAGGAAAGCGGCCGCCGCACUUCUGCACCGCCGUCGGCAGCAGGGGCACCAAGUGCCGCGGUGGCAGCAUCUGCGGAGAACGGCACGAGAAACGAUGCCGGACCUGAGGUGGUGGUUGACAAGGCGAUGGCACUCGCCCAUGGAAAGACCACAGAUGAUGCACCUAGUGCCGCUGUGCCUUUAGCCGCCGUCGCCGUGCUCGGUGCCGAUGCGAAAGGGGAUGUGGACUCUCCUUCUGUGCAGAGGGAGGGUGUGCAUCCGCGUGACGCCACUCGAUCCCUCGCAACGGUGACGGUGGCGGCUGCGCGUGAAAAAUCAUCGUUGUCUGUGAUGGGCGCAGAACAACCGGCAGCGAUAACGAAUGCGUUGGCGGAAUCGCUGCCGGUGAAAGACGCACCUUUCUCACGCGCCGUGCUUUCUUGUUCAAGCUGCGUCGCCAUCGGCAGAGAAGACAGGCCAGCUGAGAAGGCGAUGGGAAGCCUGGCUUUGAGCGUUGACAGUGUGUCUCCUCAAAGCCGCGCGGAGUCGAUCCGUUCAGUGCAGGAGACCGAUGCCUCCACCUCAGAUGGCACCGCAGGUUCACAAACUACCGUUCUCGCCUCCCUGCAUCACUCACUGGCUGACGUACAUGCCGGGGCGGCUGUGGCGAAGGCAGAGGGCCGACAGAACGAUGUGGUGCUGCGUGACAGGGCGGAGGCUGCAGCGGUGCCGUGCAUUGCUAAGAUUCGAUCAGCCACAUCUUCCGUGCGGAAGAGUGCGCAGCCGGAGAAGGUGAGCGACAUCCCACCCAGCGCGGCGGCGGUACAGCCUGAAGACGCGACUUUGCAUCGAUCUCGCUCCUCCUCGGCAGAGGUCGACGAUGCAAAUCGCGCAGAGCGCAUGGCGGUCGCGGGCAUGAGCACUCCUCUCUCGUUAUCGACAUGGCCGCGCACAGUUGAGCUCGCCCUUGCCACGGCCUCCACUCUGGCCACCGAACACGGCUCCUUUUCUCUGUACUUCACAGAGGCGGAGCAGUCGCCCCGGGAACGAUCGGUGUAUGCGCGGCAAGCCGCAUCGUUCAGCAACGGCGGAGGCGAAGAGCUGGGAGAGGGUGUGCCGCACAGCCACGCGCCAACCCCGCUGCACUGUCGCCUCCCGCAGCAGAGGAGGCUGGCGACACCGCCGUACGAAGGAGUGCAGCUGCCAGGUGCCUCUGCGGCCGAAGAGCGCAAGAGCGACGCGCCGCUUGCUCAGGUGUUUUCCCGGUCCGACACGUCGACGCGGUGUCUGUGUGCUGCCUCGACCGAGUUCCAAGCGGACGUGCACGUACGGGAGCACACAAGCGAUCGAGCGGAGAGGAUUCCCGCAGUACCUUUCGGAGCCCCCGUUAACGGCGUCUCUUCCGUGAGGGAACAGAGCAGGCGGGAGGGAGGCAGGCAGGCGGCCGCGCAGGACAGCGUCGCUCUCGACAGCUCUGCCCCACCCAGUGAGGACGUAACUUUGGAGCUGGCAGCAGUGUCUGUUCCGUAUUCUCACGACUCCCCUGCGCGCCCGCUUUCUACGUCGACAUCGAGCAGCACCCACUUUCUGGCUCGCAACCCCUUUUCGUCUCCUUCACAGUCCGGCAGCUCCCCCACGACCCCGACGGCGACGAGUCACUUUAUGCCCAGCUCGCUUGGGGGGCUCGAUGCACCGAAGCAGGGUUUUGGCGUGAAGGUGGAUUUCGAGAUGAGGGCCAACGGUGACUGCGAUGUGUUAUUGACAGGCAACGCGGCUGAUGCUAACCGAAGUACUUUCUCGCGCAGCACGUCAUGCGAUUCAAUGGAGCAUGCUGCACUGGUGCAGCUCACCGAGCCGACCUCUACCGACACCGCGGUGAUCACGACGCCGUUUCGGCCAAGCUCUCCUGUUCCCGGCAGUGAAUUCAACACGACUUGCUCGCAGAUAUCCGAGCGCAUCACAUGGAGCGCCGGCACAUGGGUCGAUCGGGAGCGCGCUAGCGCUUCACCAGACCAUGGGGAAGCGGGAGCGGCCGAGAGCGACCUGGGGGUGCUCCGCAAGGGGACGCGCUCUGCCCCGUCAGUGCCCCUCACGCGAGUGAGGUACUUGAAUCAAGACAUGUGA
This is a messenger RNA of Leishmania major strain Friedlin, 5352 nucleotides long. RefSeq lists its product as hypothetical. The record is from RefSeq and is a predicted model, not a curated record. The transcript has a single exon. Bases 1 to 5352 code for a protein of 1783 amino acids. Lineage: Eukaryota; Euglenozoa; Kinetoplastea; Trypanosomatida; Trypanosomatidae.